This is a messenger RNA of Nothobranchius furzeri (turquoise killifish), 3659 nucleotides long. It is a transcript of the gene tent5c, whose product is annotated as terminal nucleotidyltransferase 5C. Gene Ontology annotation, biological process: mRNA stabilization. The record is from RefSeq and is a predicted model, not a curated record. Lineage: Eukaryota; Metazoa; Chordata; Actinopteri; Cyprinodontiformes; Nothobranchiidae. Gene Ontology annotation, molecular function: RNA binding; poly(A) RNA polymerase activity.
CGGUGAGAGGGCCUGUGUCGCGCUGCGGCGCAUUGAUCUGAGCGGGUGGUGCUGCGGCUCUAUAAAAAAGGCGUGUCUCGCGCGGAGGUCGUGGUUCAAACGCAGUUUUAAACGCUCUGUGAGCUUCCUUCAGACAGAGGAUUAUGCGGAGGUGUGCGCUAGCUUAACAUCUUCCUCCGACUCAACGGGCACACGGAGCACUCCCUCGGUAAUUUGAAUUUGUGAAAAGAUGGACAACAAAGAGUCCAGCAGCUCUGUCCUCACCUGGGAGCAGGUGAGCCGUCUGAAUGAAGUCCUGACCGAGGUUGUUCCUGUUCAUGGACGAGGGAACUUCCCUACCUUAGAGGUCCAGCUGAGCGAUAUAGUGGCCCGGGUUCGCUCCCGCCUGGAGUUCAGCGGCAUCUGGGUGAAGGACAUCCGUCUCAACGGCUCCACAGCCAGCCACGUGUUGGUGCAGGACAUCGGCUGGAGCUACAAGGACCUGGACGUCAUCUUCAGGGUGGACCUGCCGACAGAGGCCGAGUUCAAGCUGGUUAAGGAUGUUGUGCUGAGCAUCCUGUUGGAUUUCCUACCUGAAGGUGUGAACAAAGAGAAAAUCACACCCAUGACUCUCAAAGAGGUUUAUGUCCAGAAGCUGGUGAAGGUGAACACGGAGCAGGACCGCUGGAGCCUCAUCUCGCUUUCCAACAAUAACGGCCGCAACGUAGAGCUGAAGUUUGUAGACUCAAUACGCCGGCAGUUCGAGUUCAGCGUGGACUCCUUUCAGAUUGUGCUGGACUCCAUGCUUUCCCACUAUGAGCAGUCCCAGUUGUCCAUGUCCCAGUCCCAUCACCCCACUGUCCUGGGGGAGAGCAUGUACGGGGACUUCAGCACAGCGCUGCACCACCUCCGUAACAAGCUCAUCGCCACCAAACGGCCCGAGGAGAUCCGUGGCGGUGGCCUGCUUAAGUACUGCAACCUGCUGGUGCGUGCCUUCCAGCCGGCCAGUCAGGAGGAGUUCAAGGCCCUGGAGAGGUACAUGUGUUCACGCUUCUUCAUCGACUUCCCCGACAUCAGUGAGCAGCAGCGUAAGGUGGAAGCCUACCUCCAGAGCCACUUCAUUGGCGAGGACAAGAGCAAGUAUGACUACCUCCAGAUCCUGAGGAAAGUGGUGAACGAGAGCACGGUGUGCCUGAUGGGCCAUGAGAGGCGGCAGACGCUCCAGCUCCUGGCCUCCAUGUCUGUGAGGGUGCUGGCAGAGCAGAGCGCCAUCCCUGAUGCGUCCUGCGUCACCUGCUACUACCAGCCGGCGCCGUACGUCAGAGACCACAACUUCAGCAACUACUAUGUGGCCAAUCAGAACAUUCCAACAUGGCUGCCUUGUAACUGAGGAAACAGCCGAGGGAAGACGGGAAGAUGUGGCUGCUGCUUUUGAGGAAAACCAGAACAAGAAAAAAAAUCGGUUGCAAUAAAUACUGUGAUCGUCUCCAGACACACACCCAGUGUUGCUUUUGAGUUUGGAAUCCUUCCUCAUUCCUUAUUUACAGAGGCGUCCACAUUGAGUAGAGGACAUUUUUAGGUCUUUUUUUUUUUUGUGUUUGGAGUCUCUCUGUGUGCCUUCGUCUCCAUGGAGAUGACUUAAGAGUGCCUUCACCUCUAGGUUUACCCCCCAGACCUUUAAAUAAAAAAGGGAAGUCGAAAAGCUGUAGCUUCAAAUUUGAUUUCCUUCUUGUUUAAAAAAAAAAAAAGAUAAAAAUCUGAAGAAAAAAAACAAAAUGUAGAAGAAAAGGUCUGAUUGGUCUAAUCCUCGGUGUCUAAGGGGGCGCAGUGGCACAUGAAGAGCUGUUAGUUUUAAUUCACUUUGACCGGUGCCAUCAUGAGCCUGAUGGAUGUAAACAAUCCUGGACUUGGUCGUUGUUGUUCUCACUGUGAAUCUCGGAGCAUUCGGCUCCUCUCCUGGUUUAUCCAGUUUUCGGAGCGCUGUUUUCACUCGGGAACUCGUCGGACACCUCUGUGUUUUUGUGGUUUCCUUGCCCACUUUGUACAUUUAUUUUCCCAAAGAGGUAGUGAGAGGCAGUGUGCGAGUCUGAGUGACAGGACGGGUGGACGAGGCCCGUCUGUGGACCACUGGCCGUCUCUUCCCUUAUAAGGAGCAGCACAUGCAGCCGUUGCGGGCUUGACAGCGGCCCUGAAACCAGAUCCUGUUUGUGACGCGGCUCUCAGAAUACGGGCCAUCUAUAAUAAUCUCCUCCCCCCUGGGGAAUUUCAAAGUAGGGAGCUAGAACUGCAUGUGGGUCCUAGCUAACAACUGAGUCAUUUCCUGUCCCCUAUCCGGUGCGUUUGAACCCCUUUUGUGGUCUUGAGAGGACGAACCCCACGUCUCUUUGCAGACUUUGAGUUGUUGACAGAGCAGCCCAUUACCCCGUCUAUUUGUGGAGCAGCCUAUUAUUAGUGUUAAUGUUGCAGCGCGGCAUGGCUAGCUGGCAGCUAACGCUAGGACUGCUCCAGCCUGUCCCCGCUUCUCAUUUUGUCCCCCAGCCGUUGGACAGGAGAUGGCAGGCAGCAGAUAACCUUAUCUGGGUGGAUGAAGACCCUCACCCUUCCCCGUCGAGAGCAGAGGCAGCUUCACAACCAGCAACCCAAACGUGCCUUUUUCUGUUGGAAGGGUUUUUGUUUUAAUUGGGUUUUAAUGGGGAUCAGAGGGAAAAGUUUGGGUAAUUAGUUUCAUUUGUGCUUUUUAAAAUCCUGAGAAGCUUUGCUGCAGGUUUUGACUCUAGCAGCAGGUCUAGUUUGAAAGCAGGAAUCUUUUGGAUUGAGUUUGGAUGUUUUCUUUAUUUUCAGUCCCCAGACUUUCCCCUAGACCCGCCUGGAUGGGUCUGUCGCCGGCGGCCAUAUUUUUCUGAACAUUAGAGCCCCUCCUGGUUCUGUUCUGGAGGAACGCCGAUAAGCUAAUGUGGUUUCCAGGAACAUUUCUGGAGCGUUGGACAGAAGCUCCUCCUCUGACAGCAGCGGGUGCUAUCUGCUGAUCAGAGUGUCCCCUCUCUGUCCCCCCCCCCCCAACGAUAGACCUAUAAAGUCGAGUGAUUGUCGUCGGUGCCAUAUUGACGAUAGGUUUGAGACUUUUUUUCCUCAGCCUAGAGUAAAUUAGUCCCACGCCCACCCCGUGUGUUUACGGUUGCUUUUCCCCAUGGGGGUGGAUGCCUUCCUGAGUACAGGUCAGGUCCAGUCCCCUCCUGUUUGGGUGAGUGGGCGUCUGCGUGGAACUAUGAAACCUUUGUGAGGGACGUCGGGGAGGACAUGAACCGAAGUGUAGUUUUGUUGUCCUCCACCUGUCUUUCUGCUGUGGGUCUGUCUGCCUCCCUGUCUUUGCUCAGACAUUCAUGUUUAUUAUUCAGCCUGGCUUGUCUUACAGCGGCUGAUGGAUGGUCGUCCUGGAGCAGCAGACCUGUGUGUGUGUGUGUGUGGUGACGUGUGUGUGGGGGAAAGUAAGUAAUGUUGCACCUUUUUUUUUUCAUUUGGAAAUGGUGAAAGAAAUGAGAUGUCAGCUUUGUAAUGACGAUUAUGAUUAUGAAUUUCAUUUUUCAGCACUUUUACCUCACUUGAGUUUUUCCUUUUUGGAUGGAAAAUGUACACCAGGAAGUGUGUGUGAAACAAACGAUGAAUAAAGAUUAUUAAGUGCA